AUGCCCAGAAGCCAGUGGGCAGGUCAAGAUGCCGUGUGCAUCAUGGAGGUGCAGCUGGGAGGAUACCUGGAGAGAUGGGUGCAGGCCUGGAGGAUGUCCAUCAAGGAUAACUUUGUUGUCCCACUGCAGGGUCCUCUCUUUUGGCUUGACAAUUCACCCGUCACUUAUUCAAAAUGGGUGAGCCACCCGCAGCCAGGGGCUUCCUGUGCACACAUCCUGAGAGACUCGGGCUUCCUGUGGAAAGCAACAAAGGACUGCAACAAAGAACUGCACUUCAUCUGCCAGUUUGAGGCUGGCAGCUCCAUUGUGUGUCCAGGUUGUAACACCACUCUGCAGUGCAGCUCUGGUCAAGUUUUAAUGAUAGAUGGAGCCUUCCAUGGACGAAAACGCAUGCAUUACUGUCGAUGUACUCUCCUCUCACUGAUGACACCCACACAACAAAAGUGCAGCUGGGUGGAUGUACAGGAAACAUUAGCAGAUCACUGCCAGGGUCGACAGUCAUGCCAGGUUUCUGAACUUGUGGACUCUUUCGGGGAACCCUGCCCUCAUCUUGGGAGCUACCUAUCUGUGGAGUACCACUGCCAAGAAGGACUCACACUGUCAGUGAGCACGGUGGCGGCUGUUUACGAUGAUGUCACCAUCAGAGUGAAGUGGCUUUUAGAUUUACCAAGAGGAAACCUUGAGUGCAAGCUGAGCACUGGAGAAGGGCAGAUUUUUUAUCUGCACAUUUCAGACAGGUUGGAAAGCAGUGUGAUGUACAGAUAUACACAUCCUCGUACAUUUGCUGUGGAAGUCGAAUGCGCCCACAGUGAUAUACACGUCACAGCUCAGAAAAUAAUAACCAUUCAGGAGCCAGUCGCAGGGCUGGGUGUCACCGGGUGCUAUGCCAGGAAAUUGUCUUUUCGUGCUUCCGAUUGCAAAGCCCUUGAUAGAGAGCCAUUUGAAAUACAGAUAGAAGUAAAAGCAGGUUCAAAUGUGACUUACAGAAUCCAGAGAGAUGGUAUGUUAUUGUCCAGUUUAUCUGUGGUCAGAGGAAAUAUUCCCCGCAACAUCACAGUAGCAUCAGAUAUGAUGCAGCAGCUCGGGCCUGGCUGCCACUGGCUGACUCUUUAUGCAUCUAACAUGGUCACGGUCCCAGAAGCCUCUGCAGAGCUGCAGAUGUGUGUGUUGGAGAAAGUAGGUGGGCUGCAGGCCUCUGUGCUGACGGAGCAGUCUGACUGUGAAGACUCCUCACAAAUAACCAUCAGUGUUUCCCUCGAACACGGAGCCCCUGUACAGCUGCUUUUCAUCCUGACCGGAGACAGCAGUUCAGUCUCAGAGACCAGAAAAAUGAGAUCUGUGCAGGUUAAACUCCGAGCCUGGAAUGACUUCUCCUCUUUGGAAGUAGAAGUGGAUAUGUUUAACAUCUGUGACAAGGAUUCACUUGUGGACCAAAGUAGUCAAAAUGACUAUGCUCUCACAUUUUUCAAGACACCGAAAAAUAAACACAUCCGAGUCGCCAGAGGUUCAGACAAACUCACUGCAACAACAGAAGGAUCCAUGGCUGACAACAGUCUUCAGAUCGUACUCUCAGUGGAUCACGGCUUCAGUCUAGAUGUUCCAAACAGAAUUUUUCAGUGGAAAUGCAAAUAUCCCUGUGAAUGUCAAGGGGAUUUCAAUGGAGAAGAACACAUUGUUAAAGGAGACUGCAUACCAGAUCCAUUUGAGUUUAACAAGUACCACUUCAAUGUGCUUGACGUCAGUCAUAAAGUGAAGGAAACUGCGUCCAUUUGUAUCACUUUCACACCUGAGAAAGAAGCUCCAAGCUGGCUGAGUACAUCUUCAUCAGACUCAACAGAACAAAACAGCAAUGAAGACGAUACGACAGACGCUCCUGAUCCGGACACUGCGUCACCUGGCGGUACUAUUUCCACAGCUAAAACCAGCACAACCCGCAGCCCUGCGAGAUCUCCAACUUCUGCUGCUGGAAAAACCACCAAUUUAGUCAUCACUACUCAGAGUGCUACCACAAAAACCACCGCUACCCCUGGUGUGGCCUUGACUCCAUCUAACGCUGCUACCACAAGAAAGACGACCAAGAGAGUUAGUGCUAGAACCGCCACCAGUGCUACGACAACGACCAAGAACGCCGCCAUCACAUCAAACAUUGCCACCACCACUAUUACUUCAGUGACCUCCAACACUGCUCCUGCUGUCACUACAAAGUCUAGUAACACAGCUACUACUGCUGUCACCACAAAGUCUAGUAGCACAGCUACUACUGCUGUCACCACAAAGUCUAGUAGCACAGCUACUACUGCUGUCACCACAAAGUCUAGUAGCACAGCUACUACUGCUCUGACCAGCCCCACUGCUACUGCUGGUCCCUCAUCUUCAACAACAGUGACCAACAGUGAUGCUAAGCUGAAGUGCAGCAUAUCGCCAAACACUGGAACAACCCUGGAUGCAUUCACAAUAAUAUGCAACACUAAAACACCUUGUUCUAAAUGCCAGUAUUGUUUGAAGACCCAGGAUGGGAAACAUCUGCGUUGCAGCCAGAGCAACGAGAUGGCAUCUGUGUUUCUUCCUCCUGGAGACAGCGAAACCAACUACAAGCUUAUUAUCACAGCGACUGCAAAAAAUAGCAGCUUCACUGCCAGUGCUACCAUAGCUACAAAGGUGAAGGAUUACACACCUCCCUCUGGCUCUGCUGGAGGCAGUCUUUCAGCUACGGUGGAAAAUGUCGUUGAGCAGCUGAAGGAACAAGGUCUACUGACAGGAGAGACUGUGGGUCAGAUCUGCAGCUCUGUAUCAAACCAACUGAACAGUCAGUCCAGUGAGUCAGGGAAAGCUGAGAGGCAAAAGCUUCGUGAGCAGAUGCUGUCCAUAAUGACCGACACGUUGAAAGAAUCUCCAUCCAAAAACCCAGAAGCGGUCCAGGUUAUGGCCAGAGGACUCACUGCUGUCUCCAAGAAAGGCUCUGAACUCAGCACCUCUGCUCAGAAAAAAACAUCUGACUCCAUUCUCCUUGCUAUGGACAACACAUUGAGUGCACUUUUAGUGUUAAAAGAUGCUGAUGAGGGUCCAAGCAUUAUCCAAGAAGAUCACAUCAGUUUACUUGUAAACAGGGUGACACCAUCAAAUCUGCAAAAUGAGUCCAUGACCAUUCCCAACUGUUCCUGCAGCUCAUUUUCUCUCCCCACUCUCCCCUCUGAGAUGUUACCUUCAGAUGACCCAGUGGAUGUAAGACUGCUGAGCUUCGAUACAAACCCAUUUUCCUGGAACGAGAAUGGAAACAUCAGCGGCUCAGUCGGUUCGUUAUCCCUCACAUUGACAGAUGGAUCCAAAAUCCCUGUGGAGAACUUGAGUGAUGGCAUUGAGAUUUUUUUGCCAAGACCUGUGGGAGAGCAGGUGAACACGUCGGUUUUGGACCUUGGGAACUACAGCACGACGGUCAUAGACAUCCCCUCAGGAAACGACACUCUGGUGUUAAAGAUGGUGCCUUCAAAAGAUCCUUUACCUUUCAAAGUUCUCCUGGGAUUUAAGGACUACCCCACAGAAACAAAUCAUGUAGCGAUGACAGAGAUGCCUCAGCAGGGAGCCACUCUAGAGGAGAAGUAUACUUGGCUUUUAGACCCAGACACUUUAAAAGGAAACACUGGAGAGCACUACCUUGUAGUGAGGCCUAUCGUAGGCCCUGGUAUAAAAUCCAUCAAUGCCUCUUUAUCCAUUACCCCCAUCACCAGCUCAUGCAAAUUUUGGGAUGAAUCAGCUUUGGGCUGGAGCACUUAUGGAUGCAAGGUCGGAGUUCAGAGCACACCUUCAGCCACUCAGUGCCUCUGCAACCAUCUCACCUUCUUUGGGAGCUCUUUCUUCGUGACACCUAACCUUGUUGACCCGUCACGAACUGCUGAGCUGUUUGCGACUUUUGCAGAGAACCCAGUGGUUGUCUGUUUUGUGGGGGCGCUCUUUGUGGGGUAUUUAGUGGCUGUUAUAUGGGCACGAAGAAAAGACAUUAAGGACACAGUAAAGGUAAAGGUGACCGUGCUGGAUGACAACAAUCCAAUGGAUGAAUACAGAUACUUGUUAAGUGUGAGCACUGGGUAUCGCAGAGGAGCCUCCACUUCCUCACAGGUGGCGAUAACGCUCAUGGGCACGGAGGGAAACAGUGAACCACAUCACCUGAUGGAUCCAAAGAAAUGUGUGUUUGAGAGGGGCGCUGUGGAUUUGUUUCUUCUAACUACACCCUUCUCACUGGGAGACCUGCAGAGCAUCAGACUGUGGCACAACAACUCAGGGAGUCAUCCUGCCUGGUAUGUAGGUAACAUCAUGGUGCAGGAUCUACAAACGGAGCAGAAGUGGCAUUUUCUCUGCAAUUCCUGGCUGGCCAUUGACAUUGAUGACUGUUCCCUGGAUAAAGUUUUCCCAGUUUCACCAGAGGUGGAGCUGAAAAGGUUCAGUAAUUUGUUCUUCAUGAAGACGACAAAGGACUUCAGUGACGGACACCUCUGGUACUCUGUUGUCAGCCGUCCUCCCUGCAGCACCUUCACCUGUGUUCAGAGGGUUUCCUGCUGCUUCUCCCUGCUGCUCUGCACCAUGCUGACCAGCAUCAUGUUUUAUGGCAUCCCAACAGAUCCCUCUGAGCAGACGCUGGACCUGGGUCAUUUCGAGUUCACCUGGCAGCAGUUCAUGAUCGGUGUUCAGAGCUCUCUCAUCAUGUUUCCAGUGAAUAUCCUCAUUGUUAGCGUUUUCAGAAACACUCGUCCUUGGGAAACAUCAUGCCGCAAGCGCAAAGCUGUUAAUACGGAUGCUCUUGAACAGCUUUCUAUCUCACAGACUGUUCCCACCAAUGUGAAUGUCACUAUAGACACCCUUACCAAGGAUGUAAUGAGAAUGGCCCUUUCACUUUCUACAGCAGUAAAAAGCAACAAUCCAUCCAAAGAGUCUGAGUCUGGACCUGGACAACAUGUUGAUAUAAAUGCUGUCCUGUCUGAAGUGGAGGACUACAUUAAACAGAACAACAAAAACAGAGAGGAUACCCAGUCCAAAGACCUGAACUUAAACAGCCAGAGUCAGCCUCAGAUAGCAGAGGGCCCUGCUGGUAUGCAUCCAUCAACAGAGGAGGGGAUUCAGAAGAAGAGCAACAAAACUCAGUAUCUCUACCGGCAGCUGUGUCACAUUGACAGACAGCUGACUCUGCUGGGGCCUUCUGGCUUCCCGAGCCCACAGAGCUACAGCCAGGCUCUGCAGCAAGUCCAGGGCAUGAAGGGCUCUCUUGAAGAUCAGCUCCUCAAAUUCAGCUGUGCCAAGCCAUGUGAACCCAUCCAGAAAAAGCCUAGCCCUACAGAUAGGGCUGACAGUGAAGAGAAACAGAAGGAGAAAAAGGGUUGCUGCCAUGGAGGGCUGCCCUGGUGGUUUAUUUUCAUCGGCUGGCUGCUUGUGGUUGGGACGAGUGUCGUAGCCGGAUACUUCACAAUGCUUUAUGGCUUGAAAUUUGGGAAGGAUCGCUCUGUGAGCUGGUUGGUGUCUCAGACAGUCUCCUUUUUUCAGAGUAUCCUGGUCAUACAGCCAUUAAAGGUUGUAUGUCUUGCGAUCUUUUUUGCACUUGUCAUAAAGAGAGUUGAUGAAGAAGAUGUUCAAAACAUAGCCUUCGAGGGAAAUAAUGGGAAUCAAGGUGAAUUUAAGGACCAGAAGACAGUCAGACGGGAUGACAGUCUCUAUGCGCCCCCUCCUGCUGCAGAUAUUGAAAAGAUGAAACGGAACAAGAUCAUGGAACAGAAAGCCUUCGCCCUCAUCAGGGAGAUUCUGACCUACCUGGGGUACAUGUGGAUGCUGCUGCUGGUGGCGUACGGUCAGAGGGACCCAAAUGCUUUUUUCCUGAACCGGCACAUCCGGCAGAGCUUCAGUAGAGGGAUCUCACACAGCAUAAGUCUCAGUCAAGUCUUCACCUGGGCCAACACAUCUCUACUAGAGAACCUUUUUGGAGUUUACCCAGGGUUUAUCACAGAUGGAAAUUCCAAACUGGUGGGUAACGCUCGUCUUCGCCAGUUGAGAGUCCAGGCCAACUCCUGUCAAAUAGCAGACUCUGUGGUUGGGAUUGUACGAGACUGUAACGCUCUGUACUCGUGGGAGGUGGAGGACAUGGGCUCCUAUGACCCUGGCUGGACGCUUUCAGCGGGGGAUAAUAUCUCUAACAGCAUCUCCAGCCCAUGGAAAUACCAGACACAGGAUCAACUAAGGGCUUAUCCCUUCUGGGGAAAAAUAGAGCUCUACAGGGGAGGAGGAUUUGUGGCAGAGCUUGGCCCAGAUUUACAGAAUGCUAGCAGGUACGAACAGGAUCUGUUCAGAAACAAAUGGCUGGAUGUUUACACGAGGGCGAUCUUUGUGGAGUUCACCGUCUAUAACGCCAAUGUGAACCUCUUUUGUAUCGUCACACUCUUACUGGAGACCACAGCCAUAGGAGCAUUUCAGUUCUACAGUGAGCUGAGGAGUGUUCGUCUUUACCAGUCAACCGGUGCUCUGCAUGUCUUUGUGAUGGCUGCUGAGAUCAUAUACAUGCUCUUCAUCCUCUACUACAUGUUUCUCCAGGGAAAAUUAAUGAAGCAGCAGAGACUGGCUUAUUUCAAGAGCAAGAGGAACAUCAUUGAGCUGACUAUCAUCUUACUGAGCUGGAGUGCCUUUGCUGUUUACAUCAAAAGGACCCUGCUAGGAAACCGGGAUGUGACCUUCUACCAAAACCACAAAGACCAAUUUGCCAGUUUCUAUGAAACAGCCGCAGCAGACUCGGUGCUCCAGUAUCUGAUCGCCUUCCUGGUCCUGCUCUCCACCAUCAAACUGUGGCACCUGCUCAGACUGAACCCUAAGAUGAACCUGAUCACUGCCACACUGGAGAGGGCCUGGAGUGACAUUUCUGGUUUCCUGUUGAUCAUUGCGAUCAUGGUCUUAGCCUAUUCCACAACAAGCAAUGUGAUUUAUGGCUGGAAGUUGAACCACUAUAGAACUUUCACUGACGCUCUCCUCACCAUCAUCAGUUUGCAGAUUGGCAUCUUCAACUAUAAUGAGGUCUUGAGCGGCAGCCCCUGGCUUGGUGGGAUUCUCUUCGGCUCCUGUACUGUGUUCAUGUCCUACAUAGUGCUGAAUCUCCUCAUCUCUGUCAUCCUUGUUGCAUUCACUCGGGAGCAAAUUUACCACAAGCCCUCAGAUGAGGAGGAGAUUGUCGACCUGAUGCUGAAGAAAAUCUGCAGUUUUUUCGGCAUCAGAUACAAAAAUACGACAGACACAAAGGGGCCUGAUGGAAAUGGAGACGUGGACUCGACUCUUAAUAACAACAAAAACAUUCAUUACAGUUCUUCAAUCGAUGCCAACAUUUUUCAGAUUCCUGACCACUCCGUGCCGGUUGAUGGAGCAUCAGCUCACAUAGACCAGAACUAUCUACUGAGGAGAAGGGCCAUGAGUGACCUAGCACAGUUAAUGCGAGGUCAGAUGACAAUGCGUUGGAUCAUCAUGAGCUUGUCCCUCAGUGUCAAGAUGGAGCAUGCGGAGCCCUGGAUGAAGGUCAUGGAAUAUCUGUCGGUGGACCUGCAAGAUGCUGGGAUUGCAAUGUUCAUCUUGAUUCGGGGAUUACUUCUAGUGAACAGGGGGUCCAGACCUGGCCCAGACUUGAAUCCAACAGGGAUGCUGUGGAAUGACCUCAAGAGAGCUGUUCACACCAGACAAAAUAUGGGAGAGCUGAAGAAGUUCUGUAAGGAAGAAUGGUCCAAAAUUCCUCCUGAACAUUGUGCAGGUCUGAUCAGCAGCUACUAG
Messenger RNA from Cheilinus undulatus (humphead wrasse), 7782 nucleotides. Its product is annotated as polycystic kidney disease protein 1-like 2. Gene Ontology annotation, cellular component: membrane. The transcript has 43 exons. Gene Ontology annotation, biological process: detection of mechanical stimulus. The record is from RefSeq and is a predicted model, not a curated record. Gene Ontology annotation, molecular function: nucleic acid binding; calcium channel activity; carbohydrate binding. Lineage: Eukaryota; Metazoa; Chordata; Actinopteri; Labriformes; Labridae. Bases 1 to 7782 code for a protein of 2593 amino acids.